AAAAUUUUUCACUGCCAUGAGAUUCGUACGUGCGUACUCAGUGAAGUCAUUACCGUUUGAGGCCAAGCCGGUCAACAAGUUCAAUCCGGUGAAGUCGGCUUAUAACUUCAGACCAAAAACCCCCACAAACGGUCUUGUUUAUGCCCCUCCAGCGUCCCUCACAUCUGUCAAACAAACUCCCAACGCUUUCCUCCCACAAUCUGAUCCCAGAAAGAAUUUGGGAGUGCAGAAAACAUACACUGAAGGCGAAGUCAACGAUAUGCCUGUGAUAUAUGGCACCACUAAGUCUUACCAUGUGAGUCAGGAAACUGCUCUUGAAAUCUUGAAUUUGAGAACCUCCGAUCCAAGUCAGUGGACCAUUUCCAAGCUUUGCAAAAAAUACAAUGUCAACCCCCAUUUCAUCAUAAACUUGACCAAGGAUUUCAAACCCAAGGCCCGCGAAGCCGAGAAUCCUCAGUUGUCGAAGAGACAAUUGGACCAAAAGAAGAGAGUGCAGAUGUGGUUAAGAAAUGAGUUUUAACGAGUCGUCAUUACAUACUACUGUAAAUAGUUUUCCAUAAUAGUAUACACAUUAUUUUAC
Molecule: messenger RNA, 580 nt
Organism: Yamadazyma tenuis ATCC 10573
Lineage: Eukaryota; Fungi; Ascomycota; Pichiomycetes; Serinales; Debaryomycetaceae
Source: RefSeq, a predicted model, not a curated record